This is a messenger RNA of Salvelinus sp. IW2-2015, 5316 nucleotides long. Lineage: Eukaryota; Metazoa; Chordata; Actinopteri; Salmoniformes; Salmonidae. The record is from RefSeq and is a predicted model, not a curated record.
AUGUCAGGCUCCGUCUCACAAGCAGACAACAGAGACAAAAACAACACUUUGACCAGGCACACCACCAACGGCACCAACAACACCAACAACACCAUCAGCACCAACAGCACCAACACAAACAGUGGAAAGCAACAAUGUCACCCCAGAGAAAUCAACUCAUUAUGGAAGACCUAUCAGUAUGCCAAAACGCUACCGCAGCUGCAGCUGCAGGUGCACCCCAACCUGUCAGCCAAGGAGGGAGCUCUGCAGCACAUCGAAGAGCUGAUCCUGCAGCUGCUCAAACAUGCUGGUGUGUGGCCCAGCCGCGCUCUGUACAGGACGUGGAGGUGCAGCUGCAGGUGCACACCCAACCUGUCAGCCAAGGAGGGAGCUCUGCAGCACAUCGAAGAGCUGAUCCUGCAGCUGCUCAACAUGCUGUGUGUGGCCCAGCCGCGCUCUGUACAGGACGUGGAGGAGCGGGUCCAGAAGACCUUCCCCCACCAAGAUAAGGCCAUAGCUGACGCCCAGUCGGCCAUCGAGAAGAGGAAGAGGAGGAACCCUCUACUGCUCCCCGUCGAUAAGAUACACCCCCUACUCAAGGUACUGUCACUGGAGUAUAAGAUAGACUACCACGUCUGCCUCUACAUCGUGGCGGUGCUAGAGUACAUAUCGGCUGACAUCUUGAAGCUAGCAGGAAACUACGUUGGUAACAUCAGACACUAUGAGAUCAGCCAGCAAGACAUCAAGGUGUCCAUGUGUGCAGACAAGGUCCUAAUGGACAUGUUUGACCAGGACGAGGACAUCGGUCUGGUGUCUCAGUGUACGGAGGAGCCGUCGUCGUGCGGGGAGCUGACCUACGACGACCUGGUGCGCCUGGAGAUCGCAGAGGAGCGUCAGUACCUGCGGGAGCUCGACCUCAUCAUCAAGGUGUUCCGACAUCACUUCCUGUCACACAACAAGAUCUUCACGCCUCAGGAUGUGGAGGUGAUUUUCAGUAAUAUCUUGGACAUCCAUGAGUUGACGCUCAAGCUGCUGGGCCUGAUCGAAGACGCAGUGGAGAUGACCGCUGACGGUAGUCCACAUCCUUUGGUGGGCAGCUGCUUCGAGGACCUGGCAGAGGAGCAGGCGUUUGACCCGUACGAGACCCUGUCUCAGGACAUCCUGUCCAGGCAGUUCCACGAGCACUUCAGCAGUCUGAUGGCCCGGCCUACUGUAGGACUAUACUUCCAGCAACUGCAGGAGCACAGUGAGGAGCAGGAUGACAGGGAGUGUUUGAAGCAGGCCAUCACCGCUCUGCUCAACCUCCAGUGUAGCGUGGAACGCAUCUACGCCAAACACCUGCCUCGACGCAAACCUGGUGAACCCAUGUACCGUCUGUACAGCCGUCAGGUGCGCAGCAAGCAGCUGGCCAUCAAGCGGAUGAACGAGAUCCAGAAGAGCAUCGAUGGCUGGGAGGGGAAGGAUAUCGGCCAGUGCUGUUCCGAGUUUAUCCUGGAGGGGGCGCUCCUCCGCGCCGGCGCCAAACACGAGCGACACAACUUCCUGUUCGACGGCCUCAUGAUCAGCUGCAAGGCCAAUCAGAGCUCCCGACUCCCCGGUUCUGGAAGCGGGGCAGAGUUCCGUCUCAAGGAGAAGUUCGUCCUGCGGAAAGUCCGCAUCGUGGACCGCGAGGACUCGGUGGAGUUCAAACACGCCUUCGAACUCGUCGGUAAAGACGAGAACUGUGUGGUGUUCUGCGCCCGCUCGGCGGAGGAGAAAGGGGCUUGGAUGGCGGCGCUGGUGACCCUGCAGUACCGCUCCACGCUGGACCGUAUGUUGGACACGGUUCUGCAGCACGAGGAGCAGGCUCAGCCCCUCCGCCUGCCCUCGCCAGAGCUAUACCGCUUCGCUGUGCACGACUCAGAGGAGAACAUCGUGUUUGAAGAUCGCGUCCAGAGCAAGACGGGGAUACCCAUUAUUAAAGCAGGCACGGUGGUCAAGCUUAUAGAGAGGCUCACCUACCACAUGUACGCUGAUCCCAACUUUGUGCGCACUUUUCCCACCUACCGGUCCUUUUGCAAGCCCCAGGAGCUCCUCGCCUCUUUAGAGCCCGUGGACCCUGGUCUGAGUAAGCCCUGUGGACCCCGGUCUGGAGUAGAGCCUGUGGACCCCCGGUCUGGAGUAGAGCCCUGUGACCCUGGUCUGGGAUUGAGUCCAGAGCGGAGCCCACCAGGCAGACACAAGCAGGCUCUAUGGAACGGAGAUCAGCCAAUGGCUGCAGAGCUACAGAGGUUCCGGAGGGAGUACGUCCAACCGGUCCAACUCAGGGUCCUGAAUGUGUUCCGUCAGUGGGUGGAGCAUCAUUUCUAUGACUUUGAGAACGACCCCGAGCUACGAGGCCGACUGGAGGAGUACAUCAGCAGCAUUAUACAACUACGAGGCAAGUCUAUGAGGAAGUGGGUGGAGUCCAUCAACAAGAUCAUCAAGAGGAAGAUGCAGACUCAGUCCAACGGGGUCAGCCACAACAUCACCUUCGAGAGCCCGCCGCCGCCCAUCGAGUGGCACAUCAGCCGCCUGGGCCAGACGGACACCUUUGACCUCAUGACCCUUCACCCCAUAGAGAUCGCCCGCCAGCUCACCCUGUUGGAGUCAGAGCUAUACAGGGCUGUGAGGCCAUCUGAGCUGGUGGGGAGUGUCUGGACCAAAGAGGACAAAGAGAAUAACUCUCCCAACCUGCUGAGGAUGAUCCGCCACACCACCAACCUCACACUGUGGUUUGAGAAGUGUAUUGUGGAAGCAGAGAACCUGGAUGAGAGGGUAGCAGUGUUCACACGGGUCAUUGAGAUCCUCCAGGUGUUUCAGGAGCUCAACAAUUUCAACGGUGUUCUGGAGGUGGUCUCUGCCAUCAACUCUGUCCCCGUCUACCGGCUCGAUCACACCUUUGAGGCGGUCCCCGAAAGGAAAAAGCGGAUCCUAGAGGAAGCAGUGGAACUGAGCCAGGACCAUUUCAAGAAGUACCUGGCCAAGCUCAAGUCCAUUAACCCGCCUUGUGUGCCUUUCUUUGGUAUCUACUUGACCAACAUCCUGAAGACAGAGGAAGGGAACCCCGACUUCCUGAAGAGACACGGCAAAGAGCUGAUCAACUUCAGUAAGAGGAGGAAAGUAGCAGAAAUCACAGGAGAGAUACAGCAGUACCAGAACCAGCCUUACUGUCUCAAGGUCCAGCAGGACAUCAAGAGGUUUUUUGAGAACCUGAACCCGAUGGGCAGUCUGGGUGAGAAGGAGUUCUCGGACUAUCUGUUCAACAAGUCUCAGGAGAUUGAGCCUCGCAACUGCAAGCAGCCGCCACGAUUCCCCAGGAAGACCCUGUACCCUCUGAAGUCCCCGGGGAUCCGGCCGGUGCGUACCUCUACGUCAGGGACCCUGAAGGGCCACCCCGUACCCCUGGAGAGAGAGCCCCCCCACAAGAUCACCUUCAGGAGCAUCGCUGAGACGGAYCCUGAGACCUCUUCCACAGCCCCCACCUCACCCAUGUGGAAGCCUUCACCAGCUAGGAGAGAACUUACUCAAACCUCCUCCACUUCCCCCGCGUAGGAAGGAUGCUUUCUCUGAGGCCAAGACACCUCCUCACUUAUCCGAAGAGACCCCAGAGAUCUUCAUCAACUACCCCCUGAACCUUCAACCCCCUGUCGGACGCUUCCACUGGGACUUUGGCAGCUCCCCGUCGUCCCCCGGCACGCCCCCGGGCACCCCUCUCCCGCGUCCCCGACGGAGCGCCCCUCAGCGCUAGUCAGAACAGUCUCUGCCCGCUCCCGCUGCCCAUCAUGGCGCCCCCUGUGCCCCUCGCCACAACUCCAACUCUCCUCCCCAGCUCCCCAAACUCCCCCCAAAGACCUACAAGAGGAGCUGUUGCCGCCCGUUACAGGCCUCUCAUUGGUGGAGAACACGGACACUAGCCAAUGAGGAGCCUUCUGCUUCUUUUGUUGUUAUUGUUUUUGUUGUCAACAUGGAGCCUUUGAGUUGCUCCACACAAUACAAAACUACAAACAAACUAUGUCCUACAUUAAACUAUGAACUAAUGACCUGCAUCAGACUAUGAACUAUGACCUGAUGCACUGGGCGGAUAAAAACAAACAAACGAAUCAUGAUUUUUAAAGCUACUGAUCGUAAAGAAGACUUAGUUUCCAACCACACUCCAAACCCGCCAACUCAUCUCCUGCCAACGCCUCUCAGGAAUCAGUAGCUCCGCCUUCAUGCCAAUAGAAAAUUACACCACAGUGUGCCAGCCAAUGAACAAGUAGCCUCAAGACACUGAUUCAAACUCCUCCUCUUCUGUGUGUGUGUGUGUGUGUGUGUGUGUGUGUGUGUGUGUGUGUGUGUGUGUGUGUGUGUGGUGUGUGUGUGUGUGUGUGUGUGUGUGUGUGUGUCACAUACCUGUACACAUCACAUCACAUGUCAUUGUGUUUCUUUCUUGGUACAGACAUCCCACUCUGUGCUAGAGUGGACAGGAUAGUAAGAUAUGCUCUGGCAGUCGCCCUCUUCCUACCCUGACAAGUAUUUUGAUGUUUUCCCCCCCCCGGGCUCUCCAGCCUGUCCUGGUCCAGUGUGGUAACCCCCAUACUCUUGUGGUUCCGUUGUUCCAUUGGCACACUGUAGUGCUAGGAACAGCAUUCACUCACUCCACCCAGGAGUCAGUCCUGUCCUGUCCUGUGGCUCGCAGACUUGACGGACUGACAGUCACUGGACUUAUUCGGACCUCGCUGCUCUUUUAAUGAUCAAACUUAUCAAUUGCUCUUAGUUCUGUCUGGAGCAAGCAUGAGCAGAGUGUUUUCAGAAUCCUGAGGCCURUCAACUCUUCCCAUUGUGUUCUGUUGUUCUUCUACUAAACUCUAACUUAGUAGCCAAAGUUUGUAUUUGAUGCAGGGGGAUAACUAAGGGAUACAUAGUUUUUUUUGUUGAGGAAUGAUAAGACAAACUAAAAAUAAGAUGCAAAUUAUAUUUCAUUCAUUCAGAACUGACUGAAAGCGAUUUGCUACGGUGUGCGACUAAUGAAUAAACCCCCCUCCCUGGUCGUAGCUACACCCUCUACUUCAGAUGUUAGCCUUUAAUCCCACAGCACUGACCUCUAACCUAUAACCUGAGGCAGGGAGCCAUUCAGAAUGAGGGAGAGAGACAGACGGAUGGGAGGACCGAUUGACGGAGAGUGUAGGGUAGGAUCCACUUGCACAUUUAGCUGGGGCAGGGCAGCGUUGUCUACCCUCAUCAGUCAUAUGAUGGAGAAGUCUGUCUGUGUCUGGACUAUAGAAAACGAUAGAGGCCUCUAGUGGCCAAAAGGCUAUAUUAGCAUGGGCAGCGCCA